Molecule: messenger RNA, 688 nt
Organism: Pichia membranifaciens NRRL Y-2026
Lineage: Eukaryota; Fungi; Ascomycota; Pichiomycetes; Pichiales; Pichiaceae
Exons: 2
Coding region: 257-565 (102 amino acids)
Cellular component (GO): membrane
Source: RefSeq, a predicted model, not a curated record
GCAACACAGGCUAUAUGUUCUGAAUUGAUUUGCUUCUUACACUUGUGGCAACUUUCUUUCUUUGCGUUUCACGCAUACUGUACUCUUUGUCAUCACGUGACUGCCUCGUUUUCUUCUACAAUUGAGAAUCAUUUGAUUUUUGCCCUUGCUUCAAGUCUUAAGCAUGAAGUUGUCAAUCGCCUUUAGCUCAUUAGUAACUAGAGGUUGAGAUAAAAGGGAAACAAAUAUUGUAGAAUUAAAUUUACAAUUAGUUACAAUGGUGGCAAUUUCAUCUUAUUUACUGGGAACCGUGACAUUAGCUGGUGCGUUCAUGGGUUAUGUGAAGAAAGGUUCAGUUCCAUCUCUUUUGGCUGGUGGUCUUGUGUCUGUAAUUUACUUUGUUGGAGGUGCCUUGGCAUCCAAGGGGAGAAGAUCUGGUUUAAUCAUCUCUUUAGCAGCGUCUGUAAUUUUGCUAAUUGCAGGUUUUGCAAGAGCCAUUCUUACCAAGUUUGAAAAGACAGUUCCAUUGGUUCUCACCGGUAUUGGGCUAUUGUCUACCGCAUACUAUGGUUACCUCCUUGUGUAGCACUUUCAGACUAUAAGCAAGAAUUAUAUAGUAUUACGUUUUAUUUUUCCAGUAAACUCAUAAUUAAUGAUAUUUUUUAUUAUAAGGUAUUAUUUAUAUAUAUAGGUUCGUGGAUGGAGUGGU